Messenger RNA from Jaculus jaculus (lesser Egyptian jerboa), 1043 nucleotides. It is a transcript of the gene Klf14, whose product is annotated as Kruppel like factor 14. Gene Ontology annotation, biological process: regulation of transcription by RNA polymerase II. NCBI's taxonomy places the organism in Eukaryota, Metazoa, Chordata, Mammalia, Rodentia, Dipodidae. The record is from RefSeq and is a predicted model, not a curated record. The transcript has a single exon. The coding region runs from base 1 to 1017 and encodes 338 amino acids. Gene Ontology annotation, molecular function: RNA polymerase II cis-regulatory region sequence-specific DNA binding; DNA-binding transcription factor activity, RNA polymerase II-specific.
AUGUCGGCGGCGGCCGUGGCGUGCCUGGAUUACUUCGCCGCGGAGUGCCUGGUGUCCAUGUCCGCGGGCGCCGUGCUUCACCAGCGCGCGCCGCCGGACCCCGAGGGAGCGGGCAGAACGGCCGGCGUCGGCGAGGUGGGUACGGCGCAACCCCAGUGCGCUCUACCCGGACCGGGACCGGGACCGGGACCGGGACCUCCGCCGGGUACGGCGUGGGGACCCCCGCAGUCAGACGUCCCCGCCCCUCGCCCUGGCGCCGCGCCCCACCUGCUGGCGGCCAGCGCUCUGGCGGAUCUGCGCAGAGGGAUCCGGGAUGGCUACGUGGAGGAUCCCCUGCCAACUCCGUGCGCCUCCGUCGGUUCCUGCGACCCGGCCCGUGGCUCCAGCCCGAUCCAGUACUCCGAACCGGUCCCGACCUUUGACGACGCUGAUGACGACGACGUUUCGGGACCCGAGAGCUCCUCCGACGCUCCUGACAUCCCGAGCGGCGCGCCAAUGGGUCCGGGCACGCCCCCUGUCACCUGGGAGGUGCCUGAUGACCCCCCGGAGAUCGGCCCUAGACCCGCCCCGGCUCCGGCGCCCCGGAGAAGGCAGGUGACACCUGCUGCCAAGCGACACCAGUGCCCCUUCCCUGGUUGCACCAAAGCCUAUUACAAGUCCUCGCACCUCAAGUCCCACCAGCGCACCCACACGGGUGAGCGCCCUUUCUCCUGCGACUGGCUCGACUGCGACAAGAAGUUCACGCGUUCCGACGAGCUCGCCCGCCACUACCGGACGCACACCGGUGAAAAGCGCUUCUCCUGCCCCCUGUGCCCCAAGCAGUUCUCCCGCAGCGACCAUUUGACCAAGCACGCGCGACGCCACCCGUCUUACCAUCCGGACAUGAUCGAGUACCGGGGACGUCGACGCACACCCCGAGUCGACCCGCAGCCUCCCCCUGCGGUGGCCGCCGCCGCUGAAAGCUCCGAGCCCGAGUCCAGCUCUAGCCAGGCACCCAGCCUCGAUACCUGCUCGUAGAGAGAGGGAGCACGCGCGCAAGAGAG